This is a messenger RNA of Solanum verrucosum, 783 nucleotides long. RefSeq lists its product as uncharacterized. Lineage: Eukaryota; Viridiplantae; Streptophyta; Magnoliopsida; Solanales; Solanaceae. The transcript is spliced from 2 exons. Bases 1 to 783 code for a protein of 260 amino acids. The record is from RefSeq and is a predicted model, not a curated record. Gene Ontology annotation, molecular function: nucleic acid binding; zinc ion binding.
AUGGGAGUGACUCCUAGGGAGAAGGCGGAGUUGGCUUCCUACCAGCUCAAGGAUGUAGCUACAUUGUGGUUUGAGCAAUGGAGGGAUGAGAGACCCAUAGUGGCUGACCCAAUAGAUUGGGGAGUAUUUAAGACGACCUUUCUUGAUAGGUUUUUCCCCUUAGAGUUGACGGAGCAAAAGUUGGUUGAGUUCAUGAACCUACGUCAAGGCUAUAUGAGUGUGAAGGAAUACUCUCUCAAGUUUACCCAACUCUCUCAGUAUCCUCGUACUUUGGUAGCAAAUUCUAGGGCUAGAAUUAAUAAGUGUGUGAUGGGGGUUUCCGGUUUGGUUAAAGAAGAGUGUCGUACAACCGUGCUCCAUCAUGAUAUGGAUACCUCUAGGCUCAUGGUUUAUGCUCAACAACAUGAGGAGACAAAACUUAGGAAGAUGAAUAGACACAUGAAGAGGGCUAGGCCGGAUGAACAAAACCAAUCUAGGGUGUCUAACCCUAAACCUCAAAAAGGGAAUGGAGGUGGUUCUACUUUAGAGAGGACUAGGUGUGCUACUUGUGAAAAGCAACAUUUGGGCAAGUGUCUUGCCAGCACGGAUGGAUGCUUUGGAUGUGGGAGUAAGGGUCAUAGGAUGAGAGAUUGCCCUACUCUUAAGGCAGAAGGAAAAGAGACUGAUCAAGUUGCUCAUGAUGGCCCGGAUCCAAAUGCUCCUAAGAGGAACCGUUUCCUUAUGCUUCAAGCCAACAAGGAUAAGGGAACAAAUGAAGGUAAGUCAAUUUUCUUUGUUGUUUGA